AUGACUUUAGCUAAACACUGGAAAUAUUCGGAUGGCGAGGAUUUAGUACUUACCAAUCUUAAAGGUUUGGUAAGGGCCAAUCCUGCUAUAAACUUGAUUGCUUCACAAAAGGUGAUUUUUAAUCCCCACUCCGAUACAAGUAAAAAAGUAGCUCUUAUUAGUGGUGGUGGUGCAGGCCAUGAACCAUUACAUGGAGGAUUUGUUGGUGAUAACUUAUUAGAUGCAGCAGUUAGUGGUCAAAUAUUUGCUUCACCAUCUACUAAACAGAUCAUGUCGGCAUUAAAAGUUAAAGCCGAUAAAGAAAAGGGAGUUAUUAUAGUAGUUAAAAAUUACACUGGAGAUAUAAUUAAUUUUGGAUUAGUAUCAGAAAAGGCUAAGAGUGAAGGAUAUAAUUCUGAAAUGGUAAUUGUGGCUGAUGAUGUAGCUGUUCCUCGUGAACAAAAUAAAAUGGUAGGUAGAAGAGGUAUAGCAGGUACUGCUAUUGUACAUAAGAUAUUAGGUGCUGCAGUAAAUACUUCUAAAUAUGAUCUCAAACUGGCUACUGAAUUAGGUAGAGAUGUUGCCCUGAAUUUAGCAACAAUCGCAGCAUCUUUAGAUCGAACAUCAGUUCCUGGUAAGACUGAAGAAAUUGAAUUCACCAAGUCUGAUGAAGCCGAGUUAGGAUUAGGGAUUCAUAAUGAACCAGGUACUAGAUUGAAACCCAUUCCUAAUAUUGACGAAUUAAUUGACGACUUGUUUUACAAAUUGGUAUCCCCUGAAGAUAAGGAACGUCACUAUGUUGAUUUUAAUUUAGACACAGAUGAGUAUGUGUUGCUUAUCAACAAUAUUGGAGGUACAUCAACGUUUGAGUUGAGUGUUAUAGUUGAACACGUUGUUCAUAAGCUUCCAUUCACUAAGAAACCACAAAGAAUUCUUGUCAGUGAUUUUGUUACAUCAUUGAAUGCUCCUGGAUUCUCAAUAACUUUAUUGAACUUAUCCAAUUUGAAGUAUGAUCACGAAGAGAUCUUAGGUUACUUGGACGCUCCUACCAAUGCUCCCGGUUGGAAACCUCACUCAUAUAAUGCCAAGUUGUGGGCUCAGUCAACCGAAUCUCAAUACUUUGAAUCAGAUGAUAUCUUAACUGAUACAAAAGUGUCUUCAGAUUUGAAACUAGAUGCUCACCAGUUUGAAAAGGCACUUGUUGGAGGAUUGGAAAAUCUCUUGAGUCAAGUAGACAAAGUCAAUCAUUAUGAUACUAUUGUUGGUGAUGGUGAUUGUGGAGAAACAUUGGAAGCAGGAGCCAAAGCUAUAUUGGGACGAAUCAAACAAGAUAACUCCUUCUUGAAAGAUCCCGUCGAAGCAUUGUCGAUCAUUACCGAAUUAGUCGAGGACAAUAUGGGAGGAACUUCAGGAGGAUUAUACUCGAUAUACUUAACAGCUUUGUUAAAGAAUUUAAGAGAAGUCAAGGAAUUGACUGUGUCUACAUUUGCUCAAGCUGCUCAUACGGCUCUCUACGAAGGAUUGUUUCACUAUACUCGUGCCAGAACAGGCGGCAGAACAUUAGUCGAUGUUUUGCAGCCAUUUAUUGAUGAGUUAUACAAAUCUAAAGAUCUUUCUGCCGCAUUAACUAAAGCUCAUGAGGGUCGGGAUAAUACUUUGAACUUAAAGGCUAAGUUCGGUAGAGCCAGUUAUGUUAAUGAAGAAGCCUUCCAAACUGAAGGAGGGAUUCCUGAUCCUGGUGCCGUAGGAUUACUCGCCAUUAUUGAAGGAUAUAUCAAUAAUCUUUACAAGUAG
Messenger RNA from Scheffersomyces amazonensis, 1773 nucleotides. RefSeq names its product dihydroxyacetone kinase (gene DAK2). Lineage: Eukaryota; Fungi; Ascomycota; Pichiomycetes; Serinales; Debaryomycetaceae. The record is from RefSeq and is a predicted model, not a curated record. The coding region runs from base 1 to 1773 and encodes 590 amino acids. Gene Ontology annotation, biological process: glycerol catabolic process. Gene Ontology annotation, molecular function: ATP binding; glycerone kinase activity. The transcript has a single exon. Gene Ontology annotation, cellular component: cytosol.